UCGUCUGGUCCUCCUCUGGUUACCAAGAAAUAUUCCUGUGAAAAUAACGUGGUCGUGGUCUCGAUUCCUGUCUGUAUUCUUGUAAGUUUGUUGCUCGAAAGUCGAAACUGUCUCAUUGCUCUUACUUGUCAAUUGAUGAAGUGAUGGCUUGAGGAAAGUGCUCGUAUUCAGGCAUUAUAUCUAUUGAUAAUGUGAACACAUUCUUAUUCUACAGGAUUUUUCAUCGUAAUCCACAUCGCAGAUUGUACGCCCAAGGAAGAUCUUGUCCUCAAGUAUGAAGGGUGCAAGGAGAAAACAGCCUUUAGGCUCGGAUGAGGAAGAUAAUUUAUCAAUUGAUUAUCAGCUACCAGAUUCUGACCAAGAGUUGGAUGAAGAUGAUAAAGCAAUCUUAAAGAAAACAAGACAGCAGUUGCAUGGAGCAAAUGAUACUGAUUCUGACAGCGAGGAAGAAGUUCUGCCUUUACAGUCAUCUUCAGAAGACAGUGAUGAUUCCGAUGAUGAAGAAAAUUCUGAAGAUGAGGACAAAGAUGUCCUUGGGGAUGAUGAAGGGGACUUGCCUGACCCAAAAGCAUGGGGACGGAAACGGAAAAAUUACUAUGACACCGAUUACGUAGAUCAAGAUUUUGGCGGGUUCCAGAAUGAGAAAGAUGAGGAAGCGGCAUUGAUGGAGGAGGAAGAGGCUCGAGCAAUUCAGCGAAGGCUUGCUGAACAAUUAGAUGACCUUGACCCUGUCCUCACUUUUGCCACCUUGGGUGACUUAACAAAAGUAGUUGAUGAUGCUGAUGACAAGAAAGAAAUUAUUGAGACUGACUUUAGUCAAAUGAACAAGAGAGAUCGAAUAACUUUAUUACAAAAAGAAUCUCCCGAGUUUCUAGGUUUCAUCGCUGAUUUUAAAAGUUAUUUAGAUUGCGUUCAAGACAACCUGCUCAGUGUAGUCACAUCCUUGAAAGCCAAUCAAUUACCUUCAACUCCUGCCACCCAAUUUGUUUUGUCGAUGACUCAGUUAAUCAUGAAUUAUGUUACCAACAUUAGUUUUUAUUUGUUAUUGAAAGCUCAAAAUUCAACCAUCAAAAAUCAUCCUGUCAUGAAACAUUUAUUGCAAUGCAGAGAAUUGAUCAAGGAAAUGGAGCCCAUGUACAAGAAUCAAAUUCAGCCCGAACUGGAAUUAGUUAUGACGAAAAUUUCAGAAAUGUCAAUGGAGAAUAUUUCUUGUUUCAGUGAUGUAUCUAAAAAGAAACGGAAGCUCCUGAACCUACUUCCUCUGACUAGCUCUAGAAGUAAGAAGAAAAAACUGGAGGAAGGAGAGAAUUCAGUGGAAGCAGAAACAGCCGAUGAUUCACUGAACUCUGAAGAAAGUGAGGCUGAAAGUGGUAGAGAUUCAGCAGAUGAAGGAAUCAGAACUGAAGAGACGAACAACAUAGAAAUGAACAGCACCGAUGACAAACGAGGAAUCACCUAUCAAAUUGCUAAAAAUAAAGGACUGACACCUCACAGGAAGAAAGAAAAUAGGAAUCCCAGGGUCAAGCUGAAGAAUAAGUUUCGUAAAGCAAAAAUCAGGAGGAAAGGACAGGUCCGAGAAGUCAAACGAGAAAUCAAAAGAUAUGGUGGUGAGGCGUCAGGAAUCAAAGCAUCAGUCACCAAGAGCAUCAAAAUUAAAUACUAAAGUGCAACUGUUAUCCUUGAUAGUUUUUGCUGGUUGUUGCGUCUUUCUUUGGUCUAUUUAUUAAGCUCUGUUACAAUAAAAGAUAAUGAUUUUUCAAA
Molecule: messenger RNA, 1761 nt
Organism: Bemisia tabaci
Lineage: Eukaryota; Metazoa; Arthropoda; Insecta; Hemiptera; Aleyrodidae
Source: RefSeq, a predicted model, not a curated record